This is a messenger RNA of Oncorhynchus kisutch (coho salmon), 5521 nucleotides long. RefSeq names its product mucin-2. Gene Ontology annotation, biological process: visual perception. The record is from RefSeq and is a predicted model, not a curated record. The coding region runs from base 509 to 5014 and encodes 1501 amino acids. NCBI's taxonomy places the organism in Eukaryota, Metazoa, Chordata, Actinopteri, Salmoniformes, Salmonidae. The transcript has 11 exons.
CACUACAACCAUAACUGAUUCAUCAACAAUAACUUCUGAACCCACUACAACCAUCACUGAUUCAUCAACAACAACAGGUGAACCCACUACAACCAUAACUGAUUCAUCAACAAUAACUUCUGAACCCACUACAACCAUCACUGAUUCAUCAACAGCAACUGGUGAACCCACUGAAACAUUGACAAUAACUAGUGAAUCCACUACAACAGUCACUGGUGUGUCGGUAACAAAGUUUACAGCUGAAGCCACUACAAUCAUCACUGGGGCAUCAACAACAACUGGUGAACCUUCUUCAGCCGUUGUUGGUGUGUCGACAACAAGUUACGAAUCCACAACUACUGUUACUGCAGCAACUACUACAACAAUCACAGGUGUGUCGACAACAACUGUUGAACCCACUACAACCGUUACUGAUGCACCGACAACAACUGUUGAACCCACUACAACUUUCACUGGUGUGUCGACAACAACUGGUGAACCCACGGCAACCGUCACCAGUGUGUCAACAAUGAGUGGUGCAUCAACAACUACUACUACAGCUACAACCACUACAACUCUCACUGAUUCAUCAACAACAAUGGUUACAGCUUUAUCCAAUUUAACCGCCACUGGUGUGUCGCCAAAAACGGUUAGAGCCGCAGCCACUACAGCCGUCACUGGUGUGUCGACAACAAGUGAUGCACCAACAACUACUGUUACUGCAGCACCCACUACAACCGGCAUGGGUGUGUUGACGACAACUACUAGUGAACCCAUGACAACCAUUACUGGUCCAUUGACAACAUCUGGUGAACCCACUACAACCAUCACUGGUGUGUUGACAACGGUUACAGCUGCACCCACUACAACUGUCAAUGAUUCAUCAACAACCAUUGGUGAACCCACUACAACCAAAACAGAUUCAUCAUCAACAACUGGUGAACCCACAACAACCAUCACUGGUGUGUCGACAACAACUAGUGAACCCACUACAUCCGUCAUGGGUGUGUUGACGACAACAGUAACUGGUUCAUCGACAACUACUAGUGAACCCAUGACAACCAUUACUGGUCCAUUGACAACAUACGGUGAACCCAAUACGACCGUCACUCGUGUGACGACAACAACUGCUGAUCCCACUACAACCAUCACUGGUGUGUUGAAAACAACGUUUACAGAAGUACCCAUUACAACUGUCACAGGUUUGUCGACAACAACUGGUGAACCCACUACAACCAAAACUGAUUCAUUGACAUCAACUGGUGAACCCACUACGACUGUCACUGGUAUGUCGACAAAACCUGGUGAACCCUCCGCAACCUUCACCAGUAUGUCAACAAUGAGUGGUGCAUCAACAACUACUACAACAGCUGCACCCACUACAACUCUCACUGAUUCAUCAACAACAACAGUUAGAGUCGCAGCCACUACAGCCGCCACUGGUGUGUCGACAACAAGUGAUGCACCAACAACUACUGUUACUGCAGCACCCACUACAACAAUCACUGGGAUGUCGACAACAACUUGCGAACCCACUACAACCAUCACCGAUGUGUCGAUAACAAAGUUUACAGCUGCACGCCCAACAACUGUCACUGGAGCAUCAACAACUGGUGAACUUACUUCAACAGUCACUGGUGUGUCGAUAACAAAGUUUACAGCUGCACUCACAACAAUCAUCACUGGGGCAUCAACAACAACUGGUGAACCCACUACAACCAUCACUGGUAUGUCGACAAAACCUGGUGAACCCACUACAUCCGUCAUGGGUGUGUUGACGACAACAGUAACUGGUUCAUCGACAACUACUAGUGAACCCAUGACAAGCAUUACUGGCCCAUUGACAACAUCUGGUGAACCCAAUACGACCGUCACUCGUGUGUCGACAACAACUGCUGAACCCACUACAACCAUCACUGGUGUGUCGACAACAACUGGUGAACCCACUACAACCUUCACUGGUUUGUCGACAACAACUGGUGAACCCACUACAACCAUCACUGGUGUGUUGACAAUGAGUGGUGCAUCAACAUCUAAUACUACAGCUGCACCCACUACAACUGUCACUGAUUCAUCAACAACAAUGGUUACAGUGGCACCAACUACAGCCGCCACUGGUGUGUCGACAACAACAGUUAGAGUCGCAGCCACUACAGCCGCCACUGGUGUGUCGACAACAAGUGAUGCACCAACAACUACUUUUACUGCAGCACCCACUACAACCGUCAUGGGUGUGUUGACGACAGCUGGUGAACCCACUACAACAGUCACCAGUGUGUCGAUAACAAAGUUUACAGCUGCACGCCCAACAAACGUCACUGGAGCAUCAACAACAACUGGUGAACCUACUUCAGCCGUUGUUGGUGUGUCGACAACAAGUUACGAAUCCACAACUACUGUUACUGCAGCAACUACUACAAGCAUCACAGGUGUGUCGACAACAACUGGUGAACCCACUACAACCGUUACUGGUGCACCGACAACAACUGGUGAACCCACUACAAUCAUUACCGGUGUGUUGACAACAACGGUUACAGCUGCAUCCACUACAACUGUCACUGAUUCAUUAACAACCAUUGGUGAACCCACUACAAUUAAAACUGAUUCAUCAACAACAACUGGUGAACCCACUGAAACCGUCACUGGUUCAUUGACAUCAACUGGUGAACCCACUACAACCAUCACUGGUGUGUCAACAACAACUGGUGAACCCACUACAACCAUCACUGGUAUGUCGACAAAACCUGGUGAACCCACUGCAACCUUCACUGGUGUGUCGACAACAAUUGAUGCAACAACAGCUACUGUUACUGCAGCACCCACUACAACCGUCAUGGGUGUGUUGACGACAACUGGUGAACCCACUACAACCGUCAUUGAUGCAUCAACAACUACUAGUGAACCCACUACAACCGUUACUGGUCCAUUGACAACAUCUGGUGAACCCACUACGACCAUCACUGUUGUGUCGACAACAAAUGCUGAACCCACUACGACCAUCACUGGUGUGUCGACAACACGUGAUGCAACAACAGCUACUGUUUCUGCAGCACCCACUACAAUCGUCAUGGGUGUGUUGACGAAAACUGGUGAACCCACUGCCACAAUCACUGGUGUGUCGACUGUAACGGUUACAGAUAUACCCAUUACAACCGUAACAGGUGCAUUGACAACAGCGAUUACAACGGCUCCAAAUACAUUCAUCACUGUUGUGUCGGCAUCUACUGAUGAACCCAAUUCAACUGUAACUGCUGCUCCUGCAACAAGUUCUGUUCCUCCUACAACUUAUGUUACUACCACUGUGGCUGGUACUACCACCACAACAACUGGAGAAUCUGUCACUGUUCCUGCUACCGUUCCUACAACUAGGCCCACAACUACAGUGUCAAGGAAAGCAUCACCACUGUCAACAACUACCAGCACAGCUCCAACUACCACAACAACCAACGCAACAACCACUACUACAACAACAACUACUACAAGUACAACAAUAACAACUACAACUGCACGUCCUCGACUUGCUCCACUGGUGGCUUUCGUCAUACAACAAGUGUUUGUCGAAGCUUUAAAUGACCCUCAAAGUACACAAUUCCAAGAACUUGCAGUAACUAUUACUGCAGUGUUCGAUGUGAUCUACAGAGCAAAAUAUGGGAUCCUCUUCAUCCGGACGAUUGUUCUUGGAUUCACACCUAUUUUCCAUUCCCGUAUGGAUGCAGAAACACAGGCAGAGGUCCAACUAGUGUUCAAUGAGACCUCCACUCAAUCUGUCCCUGAGGUUACUGACAUUAGGGAUACACUGAAAGAAGCUGUGACCAAUCCAAACACUUUCUUUGGCAACCUCUCAGUGGAUGUUACCACCAUCAUUGUUAAAGCUGCUCCUGCAACAAGUUCUGUUCCUCCUACAACUUCUGUUACUACCACUGUGGCUGGUACUACCACCGCAACAACUGGAGAAUCUGUCACUGUUCCUGAUACCAUUACUACAACUAGGCCCACAAUUACAACCACUACAUAUGUGGCCCCCACAACUACAGUGUCAAGGACAACAUCACCACUGUCAACAACAAGCACAGCUUCAACUACAACAACCAACGCAACAACAACUACUACAACACCCACUAAUACUACUAGUACAGCAACAACAACAACUACUACAACUGCACAUCUUCAACCUGCUCCAGUGGUGUCUUUCGUCAUACAACAAGUGUUUGUAGAAGCUUUAAAUGACCCUCAAAGUACACAAUUCCAAGAACUUGCAGUAACUAUUACUGCAGUGUUCGAUGUGAUCUACAAAGCAAAAUAUGGGAUCCUUUUCAUCCGGACGAUUGUUCUUGGAUUCACACCUAUUUUCCAUUCCCGUAUGGAUGCAGAAACACAGGCAGAGGUCCAACUGGUGUUCAAUGAGACCUCCACUCAAUCUGUCCCUGAGGUUACUGACAUUAGGGAUACACUGAAAGAGGCUGUGACCAAUCCAAACAUUACCUUUGGCAACCUCUCUGUGGAUGUCACCACCAUCAUUGUUCAAGUGCCCACCACAAAUAACAACACAACUACAACGGCUACUCCUGUCAUCACUACUGCUAUCAUCACAACUACAACCACUGAAACUACCGUUGUGGCACUCACUAAGGUGACUGUGGUGUUCCGGUCCAGCGGAGAGACAUUUACCUCUGACCUAUCAAACACAUCUUCUCAGGCCUUUCAAACCCGAGCAUUACUGAUUAAAACUCAGCUUGAUCCUUUCUAUCGAUCAGCUUUCACCUCUUUCAACAGUUUGACUGUGACAGAAUUCAGCUCUGGAUCCAUCAUCAAUACUAUGAAUUUAGCAUUCAGCUCCUCCUCCGUCCCAAAUUCCAUGGAGAUUGGCACUGUUUUAAUAAAUGCCGCCCCAAAAAUCACAGCUUUCAACAUUGACCCCACCUCAGUGAGAGUCAACAACACAGCUGUGACCUCAAGUGGAAUAAGCAGCAAGACCAGUCUCUGCACGGCAUUCUUUCUGGUGGUUCUGUCGCUGCUACUGUCAAGCCAGCAUUAGUCUCAGUGGCAACGCCCACUAAAAACACUAUUUCACUCACUGGCAAGCAGCAGAACGAAAUAGUGUGUGUAGUCAUAUUUUCACUUUGAGAACUUCCCACACAUUCCAACCCCUACCCCAAUUCCACCCAUGAUUUGAAUAGUGUCCAAAAAUGAUCAAGUCUUGUAUGCUGACAUAAGAUACACUAUUUGUGGCAGUUGAACACAAUGAUGUAAUAUAAUUACUGCCUAUUCAAUCAAAAUGUGUAAGUGUAUGGGGUCCGUCAUAAGUCGAUGUUAUUUCCAUGCAAUGAAAAAUAAUGUUUGAUUUAAUAUGUACUUAAGCCUAUUUUUGAUUCUCUCUGUAGCUGAUAUGAACUAAAACGUUGAUUUACUCUGUUGCUGAUAUGAACUAAAACAUUUAAUCACUCUCGCUGAUAUGAACUAAAACGUUGAUUUACUCUGUCGCUGAUAUGAACUAAAACGUUGAUUUACUCUGUCGCUGAUAUGAAAUAAAACGUUGAUUCAC